CUUAUAGUUACACCACUCCCUCCACUUCUCACGUCUCCAUUUUCUCCUUGUUUUACUCUCACAUUAAUCUUUUCAUAACCCAUCUCACUCUUCCUACAUUUUCUUCCUCAUAAACCACAAUGUCAAAGCUUAAACUUGUUUCUCUGCUCUGUUUUUUCUUGUUUCAAUCCGUGUAUUCACUCGAUGAUUAUGGCUCUAUCGGUGUCAACUACGGAAGGGUCGCGGAUAAUCUUCCCGACCCUUCCAAAGUGGUAGACCUUCUCAAAUCCAACGGCAUCACCCGCGUCAAGAUUUUUGACGCGGAUUCCUCUGUCCUCUCGGCUCUGGCGGGGUCGGGGAUUGGUGUCACCGUGGCAAUGCCUAAUCAGCUCCUAUCAGCCGCCGCGAAGGAUGAAUCAUCCACGGAUGCCUGGCUCAAGUCCAACAUAGUCCCUUUCCACCCGAAAACAAAAAUCGAAGCUAUCGCGGUGGGGAACGAAGUCUUUGUCGACCCUCAAAACACGCCUUACCUCGUGCCGGCCAUGAAGAAUAUGUAUAAUUCUCUUCAGAAACUCAAUUUCUCCUCGGACAUCAAGGUCUCCUCCCCUGUUGCGCUCUGUGCUCUCCAGUCUUCGUACCCGCCAUCAUCCGGAUCAUUUAAGUCGGACCUGAUUGAGCCCGUUAUGAAGCCUAUGCUCUCUUUUCUUCAACAGACCGGCUCCUAUCUCAUGGUCAAUUCCUACCCGUUUUUCGCUUACGAAGCCAACACCGAUACGAUCUCUCUGGAUUACGCUCUGCUCCGUCCCAAUCAAGGCGUAAAAGACUCUGGAAACGGAAAUGUUUACAAGAGCCUUUUCGAAGCUCAACUCGACGCUGUUCACGCCGCUCUCGAUGCCUUACAAUUCACUGACGUGAAAGUCGUUGUUUCGGAGACGGGAUGGCCUUCUGCGGGCGGUGAUAAGGAAUUCGGCGCGGGAGCCGACAACGCAGCCGCAUAUAACGGGAAUCUAGUGCGCAGAGUACUCACGGGCGGGGGCACUCCCUUGAGGCCUAACGACAAACUCAACGUCUUUUUAUUCGCACUAUUUAACGAAAAUCAAAAAACAGGUCCCGUUUCGGAGAGAAAUUAUGGGCUAUUUUAUCCCAACACAAACAAAGUUUACGACAUUCCAUUGUCACUCGAUGCAUUAAAUAGUACCAUGUCGGAUCCGGCAAAUGGGAGCAAAGCCCAAGUGCCUGUAGCAUCACCUCCAGUGAAUGAUGGGGGAGAUUUGAGCCCAAGCCCAAACGGACACACUUGGUGUGUAGCUAAUGCGCAGGCUGGGCAGGAGAAAUUACAAACUGGGCUCGAUUACGCCUGUGGACAAGGUGGGGCUGAUUGUGGGCCGAUCCAGUCAGGUGAAGCCUGUUUUGACCCGGAUACUCUCCAGGCCCAUGCUUCGUACGCAUUCAACAGUUACUACCAGAAGAUGUCACGUGCCAGCGGGACGUGUGAUUUUGGUGGAGCUGCCUAUGUGGUGACUCAACUUCCUAAGAUGGGCAACUGCGAGUAUCCCACCACCAGAGGGUAGAAGAUGUUGCAGUUAUAAUAGUCUUAUAUAUUUGUUAUUAUUUAUUACGUAAAUAAAAGCUCGAAAGUAGGAAUAUAUAUAGAUUGUUAGGUUUUCUUUUGUAGGAGAUAUCUCCGUCCAUUUAUUAUAUUUUUAUUUUACUUGAUGUAAUAUUUGUUUUACAUUGGCCGUUCUUUUGAUGCUACUCGUGAAGAUCUGUUGUUUUUUGCUUAA
This is a messenger RNA of Daucus carota subsp. sativus, 1763 nucleotides long. RefSeq names its product glucan endo-1,3-beta-glucosidase 12. The record is from RefSeq and is a predicted model, not a curated record. The transcript has 2 exons. Gene Ontology annotation, cellular component: plasma membrane. Gene Ontology annotation, molecular function: hydrolase activity, hydrolyzing O-glycosyl compounds. NCBI's taxonomy places the organism in Eukaryota, Viridiplantae, Streptophyta, Magnoliopsida, Apiales, Apiaceae. The coding region runs from base 120 to 1550 and encodes 476 amino acids. Gene Ontology annotation, biological process: carbohydrate metabolic process.